CGUGGGUAGAAUUUGCUGCGGUUGUCGGAUUCCUCCGGUUUUUACGGAUAAAAUUCGUGUAGACGGACCAGAGUCCGCGAAUUUUAUCAUCUUUUCCAGCCUCGGUGUAAUUUCCUUGUUCCAAAGUUCGCUCUACAGUUGAAGUUUUUGCUUCAUAGUAGAGGAAACCAACAGUUCCGUGCAAUAAACCAACUCUACACUGGGCGUUUCCUCGUUGGGCCUACUUUGGGGUGAUUUACAUUACGAUCUCAACCGUAAAUCGUAUUAAUUUAGCUACCAUGACGGAACGUCAUACGUUCGGUGGGACGGUCAACCCAAUUACUUGCCAUGCUUGGAACAAGGAUCGUUCCCAAAUUGCUAUCUCGCCCAACAAUAAUGAGGUGCAUAUCUAUAAGCGCGAAGGUUCCGAAUGGAAGCUGACCGAUGUGCUGAAUCAGCACGAUCUGCGCGUAAUGGGCAUCGAUUGGGCGCCCAACACCAACCGCAUCGUAACCUGUGCCGUCGAUCGGAAUGCCUACGUGUGGACGCAGGGUGAUGAUCGCAAGUGGAAACCAACCUUAGUAUUGCUGCGUAUUAACCGAGCGGCCACCUGCGUUCGCUGGUCACCAUUGGAGAAUAAGUUUGCCGUCGGUUCGGGUGCCCGAUUGAUCUCGGUUUGCUACUUCGAGUCGGAGAACGAUUGGUGGGUUUCGAAGCACAUUAAAAAACCGAUCCGCUCAACGGUUACGUCGCUCGAUUGGCAUCCGAACAAUAUGCUUCUGGUGGCUGGUUCCACCGACUACAAGGUGCGUGUAUUUUCCGCCUUCAUCAAGGACAUCGAGCAGCAUCCGGAACCAACGGCCUGGGGACCGAAGAAACCGCUCGGGCAGAUACUGGCAGAGUUUAAGAACUCGACCAGUGGUGGCGGCUGGGUGCACAGCGUAAGCUUCUCGGCCGAUGGCAAUCGGAUAUGUUGGGUGGGUCACGAUAGCGCGAUAAACAUCGGUAUGGCGAAUGGGGGAAAUGUUGGCAUCAAGCAGAAAACGGAGUACUUACCGUUUUUGUGCUGUGAGUGGAUCUCGCCCCAUUCCAUUUUGGUUGCGGGGCAUAGCUGCGUGCCGUUGAUUUACACGGUUGCCGAUGGUGGUAAGAUCGUGCUGGCCGCCAAACUCGAUCAAUCAACGAAGAAAGAACAGAGUGGCAUUUCGGCAAUGCGCAUCUUUCAGUCAUUGGACCGCAAUCUGCGUACGGAAAACUCCGAUACCAACUUGGAAUCGAUUCACCAGAAUGCGAUUGCGAGCGUUUGCGUUUACAGUGGUGAGAAGGGCAAUGUGCAGCGUGUCAGUACGUCCGGACUGGAUGGUCAACUGGUUAUCUGGGACAUCGAUACACUUACACGGUCCAUGCAGGGAUUGAAGCUUUAAAUACGGACGCAUCGAGACGCGGUGACACGCCUGGGAAAAGUAUGUUCUCUUCUCUCUUAGAAUCAUUUAAUGCAUUUUUAAAUGUGCAUCUUAACUGUUCUUUUUUCCUGAACGAGAAGCGUUAGAAAUAAAUACUUCAUUCCAGAUAUA
Molecule: messenger RNA, 1553 nt
Organism: Anopheles funestus (African malaria mosquito)
Lineage: Eukaryota; Metazoa; Arthropoda; Insecta; Diptera; Culicidae
Gene: Arpc1
Product: actin-related protein 2/3 complex subunit 1A-B
Exons: 2
Coding region: 279-1403 (374 amino acids)
Biological process (GO): Arp2/3 complex-mediated actin nucleation
Cellular component (GO): Arp2/3 protein complex; actin cytoskeleton
Molecular function (GO): actin filament binding
Source: RefSeq, a predicted model, not a curated record